AUGGGCUCAACACAAUUUGGAAAUUUCCAUCAUUUCUGCCGUGACUCGACGUUACCAGUCUGCAACCUAUUCAAUCCUCCUAGAAACAACAACUUCGGAUAUGGGGGCUGCGAGCUUACCGGUAUAUCAUUGGGUGGUAGAAAAUAUUUGGGAAACUUGGGCUCAAUAUUAAUUGCAGGAAUCGCAAUUGUCAUUACUGCAUUCUUGAUAUGGCGGUCGGACCGAAAGCAGGCAGCAGUGGGAAGAAGAGAAAUGCAACUUUUCCUCUUAGGUUAUCUGAUUAUAGAAAUAUGUGAAAUAUUUACUGUGGGAGAGUUUCCUCUGAGCGCAACUGUUCGGAUAGCAUUCACGGGUAUCCACCUCGGAAUGAUUAGCGCGACAUUAUGGAUUCUAAUGUUGAAUGCUGUCGUGGGCUAUCAGAUAAUCGAUGACGGGACAGCCAUGUCACUAGGCCUUAUGGUUGCUUCAGCAGCAGCUAUCUUCAUCGGAACUGGAUACAUCGCCCUUGAUACUGGGUACAGCUGGACAGGACAUUUCGACUCAAGUUUAGUUGGCCAUGGCAACGGCGAGGCUCGAAAUAUCGCGCUCUACGUCCUAUAUCAACUCGCGCCAUUGGUGUUUCUGUUCGUAUUUUUCGUCCUAGAAACAGUUUUGGUCAUCAAAGUUUUGGGCGAGCGUAAGCCCAUGAUCUUUUUAGUUGGUGCAGCUGUUCUAUUCGCUCUGGGCCAGAUCUUCAACUAUGUUAUCAGCACUCAUAUUUGCAACGGCACGAACGGAAAAAUCGAUGGAGCUCUUUUCGAGACGCUCUUUACUCUACUAUCUGUGGUCAUGGUAUGGACCUUUUGGUCAAGUAUCACAGAAGAUGAUUGGCCAAUGCCAGUCACAAACACAUACUCAUGA
This is a messenger RNA of Sclerotinia sclerotiorum 1980 UF-70, 900 nucleotides long. RefSeq lists its product as hypothetical. Gene Ontology annotation, biological process: protein folding. Gene Ontology annotation, cellular component: endoplasmic reticulum membrane. The transcript is spliced from 6 exons. Bases 1 to 900 code for a protein of 299 amino acids. Lineage: Eukaryota; Fungi; Ascomycota; Leotiomycetes; Helotiales; Sclerotiniaceae. The record is from RefSeq and is a predicted model, not a curated record.